ACCAUUAAGAGACCAUUUGGCCUAACAUAGAGAAGUGAGGAUUAUUUGCAUCGCAAACAUGCUUCCUAGUGUUACGAAAGUGGCUGAAAGGGUAACCACUUCUUCAUGGGAAACAGCUACAGAAGCUUUGAGGGUUUGGAAAAAGAGGCCAAAUGUUGUAAAUAGACGACUUUGUGGUUGUUGUGAAGUAUGGAGUGCAAAAAUACCGGCAAAUGGGCAUAAAUCAGUUGACUCUAAAUUACCGAAAGAAACUAUCUUUACAAGUACAAUCAUUGAAAAAGUAAGCAACCUAUUCCCAGAUUCGAACCACAAAGACCUGGACUGCCUUUCCAGUAUAUUAAACUCUAUUUGGUGCAGCUUUGAGAUGAGGUUCUGCCCAAACAAUGACAGCAGAGGAGAUUUACUUGUGGGAGAUAACUGGGAAAUACACUUGUGCUUGAGAAAAUUGCUACCAAGGUCAUUAAAAAAGUUCAGGAUUACUCUGGAAAUAGUUGUCACUUUUCUUGUUAAAAAUAGUGACCCAGGUAGUAGUCACUCUUUUACCACAUGGUUUAUUCCUUUAAAAUUGCUGGAUGGCGUCAGUCACACAGAUGGAGAUCAAUUACCUUACUUCUCUUAUGGAUUGAAUUAUUUCCAAGAAGGAGUUAAAAAAGGAAGAUUAGAGCUUGUCACAACCAACUUAUUUGAACAAGGAAUUGUGCCUGUGGGAACACUUUGUGCAAAUCUUGAUUGGUUAAAGGAAACUCUGCUACCUAAAUUGAAAAACUGGUCUGAAACAUUCAGCAUCGAUGAUCUUGCUACUUCUGAGAAUAAACUACAUUCACUGUCACUGGUUAAUGUUGAAGAGUAUUCAAGAAAGUACAAUGAACUGAAAACAAAGUAUGCAAAGUCUCUGAUUGAGUCAUGGCAAGAAAACACUGACCCUCAGAAGUUCGUUUUUGAAGAUAUAUCAAUCGCAUCAUACCUCACUGUGCUAUGGGAAGAAGAGCAAAAAGAAAACAGACAUUCUCAAAAACAGACAUUUAUAGAUCUUGGUUGUGGUAAUGGCUUGUUGGUUUACCUGCUUACGAGUGAAGGGUAUAGUGGCUGUGGCAUUGAUAUCAGAAGCAGAAAGAUUUGGGAGCAAUAUGGAGAUACUACUAAAUUAAUGGAACAAUCUUUGCACCCUAAUCAAUGCAAAUUUAGUGAUGUUGACUGGAUAAUUGGAAAUCAUUCUGAUGAGCUAACACCUUGGAUUCCAGUGAUUGCUGCAAGGUCUUCAUACAAAACGAAGUACUUUUUGCUGCCGUGCUGUUUUCACGAUUUUGAUGGAAAGUUCAAACAAAACUGCCACGACUCCUCGCAAUAUCAAAUCUAUCUUGACUACGUUGCUCAAAUCGGAAAAGACUGUGGAUUUGCGAUCGAACACGACAUUCAGCGAAUUCCUUCAACUAAAAGAGUGUGCCAUAUAGCAAGGAAAAGGACCUACUCUGAAACUGAACAAACCUCAAUUGAUGACAGGCUUCAAAACUUGCUAAAUUCAAGAAACUGCCGUCUGAAGCUUGAUAUGGACUUUAAUGAAGACAAUUCUAAAAAUUCGGAGAGCUCCAUGAAUCAAUCAACAUCCAACGACAGAAAUGAGACAGAAGAUAAAAACGGGUUUCAACCGAGGGUUGCCCAAGAAAGAGUCAGAAACUGCACACAAAUAAAUAAAGAUGUUAAAAGCCAUAUCGUAACAGCUGUUUUUAACAAGUUACUUGAAACUGAAAAUCGGCAUGGAACGGACCAUGGAAAUAUGACAUCUAAGGGAGUUCCUGUUGCAAGCUGGAAUUGUGGAGGUUCACUGGCGAUCGGACAAAUCACGUCUUUAUUUGGAAAAGACUGUCUUAAAGAACUCAAGUGCCAAUGUGGAGGUCUUCAAACUUUGCUAAAGAACCACGGGCAUAUCUUUAAAGUUGUAAAAGGCGAAGUUUCCUUGAGAAAUUAUAAAGACCAGUGCGAUAAUGGGAGCACACGGAAGAAAAAAAGCGCGAAAGCAACACAAAGGAACAAUUAUAAGACGAAAACAUGUUGGUUUCAUUUUCAUCAUCCUAAUGGUUGUAUUUUGCCUGAUGUAGACUGCAACUUCGCACAUUUUGAAGCCGAGGCGACAUAGAAACAAACAUUCAUGCAGUAAAUAGAAUUGCAUUGUUCGUCUUGAAAUGUUGUUGAAUUAAAUGUUUUGUACACGACUUAACAGCUACGUUGAUAGUAUUAACUACAUUGAAGUAUAAACAACGACGCUGUGAUUUCAAAACUACUGGAACCUGUUGGGCAGGCAAGUCUUCCCCCGUCCAUGCAGUCAGAAAACAUGCGCAGCAGAAAAGUAUGCUCUGUCUGCAAAGAUGGGGCAUAAGUCAUUUGUUAGAAAAAUUUCACAUCUUUUUCUCCCCAGCAAUUACAAAAUUUUAUAUAAAAGUUAAGUAUUAAAGUUACCCUUGUCUACUCCAUCUUUGGUGGCAUCAUUCUUGUUUCUGUCCUUUCUCAUUGCUUUAUCAAUACAGAGUUAACAUUAUUCCAAUCACUGAGAGCAUUUCAUUCUAGCAUUUCAAUAGAUUUUCAAAGUGUGACCUCGUAAAAUUGACCAAAUAACCAAAUGUGUGACCUUAAUAAGAUAAAAAAGCACCGAAAAUUAACUAUUUCCGCGCAAAAUAAGUGAAAUGUGCCAGAUUAUGACUGAGAUAUAGCUAGUGAAAGAGCCGAGUUUUGCCAAUGGCUUACAGUUAUUUGGCUUGGUUCACAGAUUGUAGAAUUAUUGGCCUGGCUCAUAGACUUUAGAUUUUGUGAUGUCAUCAAUUUGGUAAACUUUCUGAUCAUGUU
Messenger RNA from Rhopilema esculentum, 2838 nucleotides. RefSeq names its product putative tRNA (uracil-O(2)-)-methyltransferase. The record is from RefSeq and is a predicted model, not a curated record. Gene Ontology annotation, molecular function: tRNA (uridine) methyltransferase activity. NCBI's taxonomy places the organism in Eukaryota, Metazoa, Cnidaria, Scyphozoa, Rhizostomeae, Rhizostomatidae. Gene Ontology annotation, biological process: tRNA methylation.